AAGAACGCAGCCAUACUUCAGAAAGUGAAAUGUUUUGAUACAACCCGAAAAUUUUUCUUCAUAAAUUAAUUUUAGAAUUUGUUUGUGAAAUAAGUGUAAAAUUAUGUCCACAACUUCACCGUCAAUCCAGGAACCAAGCAUUGAUGGCCAUCCAAAUGAAGGAUCGUCAAAUAACAGUCAGCUGGCCGGGGAAGGCCCCCUCAAAAAAUCUUCGGCGGAGCCCGAGCACUCCGACGAUAGUAACGUCGAGAAAACGAAGAAUGCAGCUCCCGGUCGUAAAAGGGGACGGCCUCGAACGAAGCCGGAGAAGCCGCCUCCAUUGGAAAAGAAGAAAAUGGGCCGCCCGAAAGACGAAUCAUCAAAAAGCAGGUUUACGUGCGAUAUGUGUGGGAAGGUCUCCAAGAACAUACGAGACCUGAGGUUGCACCAGAAGGUUCACUUUGGUAUCAAGGACUUUGAGUGCGAGUACUGUCAUAUGCGCUUCGUGCAAAAGGGUGGACUUAAGAUACACGUGAGGACACACACCGGUGAGAAACCGUACAAGUGUCCGCACUGUCCGGUAGCUUUCGCGCAAAAGGUGUCGCUGGACAACCAUGUCUUCAAGCACACCCGGGCGGGAGUCAAAUGCCCGCUCUGUCCGUCGAUAUUGGCGAAUCCGGCGUAUGCUAAGCAGCAUGUUAGGCAGGUGCACACAGAGGAGAGGUCCAACGUGUGUCAGCUUUGCGGCAAAAGCUACAAAAAGCGAAGAGAUCUGAAUAAGCAUAUCGAAGGGCACGACAGACGUAUUUGCUCGGUUUGUGGAAAGGUGUUUGACACGAUGUACGCGUUGAAAAGCCAUAUGCACGUCCACGCUGGCAAUAGGUGUUCGUUUUGCAAUCGGUCGUUCAAAUCGGAAGAAGAGCUGCAGGCCCACAGUAAACUGCGAGGGAGAGCCUACCAAUGUGAGCUGUGUUGCUAUAGCUUCAAUAAGGCCGAAUUCCUGAGCAAUCAUCACCGACGGAAUCAUUGGAAGGUGCUUGGGCUGGAACAGUUAGUGUGGAACUUCCCGCCGCGGCCGAAGAAACCCAAGCCACCGAAGAAAGAGAAACCGGAUUUGUUCGCUGAAAAGGCUUCCAUGAUUGACGUCCCUACUCUUGAGGUGCUUCGACCAGCUCCAACGCAACCGGUACCGAAGGAAAUGCCCGUUGCAACUAUCACUUUGCCUGCCUCGACAUCGAACAAAAAUACAGAAUCUCUUCCAGUAGCAAUAGACAAAACUAUAAUUGAGGAGUCCAAAACAGAAAUCGCUGAACACCAUGAUCAGUCGGAUUCCGAUACUGACUAUCCAGAGGACGUCGACCUUCCGGCCAACGACGACGAUUCAGACGAUUCCAGUGAGAAGGAUAUUAAGCAUGAAGAUGAAAAAGUGGCCGAAAGCAUAGAUUCCAAACCAAUGGAAGUGGAAAUCAAGGUGGAAGUUGAGAUGGAACCAGUUUCGGUGGAAGUCUUGGUCAAAUUGGAGGAAGAUGAAACUGGGACGAUUCAGCUGGAUAACAAACUAACAAACGAGUUGGAAGUGAAAAAGGAAGACUCGUCCGACAGUGAAGAAGACGAUGUUCCGCUGGCGGCACUGAUAGUACCACCCCGCCGAAAGAAAAAGGUAGACGUCGAUCGAGCGAAAUCAUCGGACGAAAGUAGCGACGAAGACAAGCCCAUAAAGAAACGUCGCUCAAAGACGGAAGUACUUGUUUCAGAGACAGAAAGCACCAACAAAGUACGUGAUACACCCAAAAAGUUCGAAUGCAAAUACUGCCAUAAACACUUCUCGGCUAAAAGAGUCCUCAACGAUCAUCUCGCGAAGCACACCGGAGAAAAUCCCAAGAGACCCUUCAAGUGUGUGCACUGUUCGGAAAGUUUCCGAUAUAAAUGCCUGCUGAAGUACCACAUGGUCAAGCACACCAAGGAGGGCAUCAAGUGUGAUCUGUGUCCAAUGGUAUUUGCGAUCCCGGCCACCGCCAAGCAGCACAUGGAUAUUGUUCAUCUGAAGGAAAAGCGACACAAGUGCCAGGUGUGCGACGUAAGCUUCAAAUACAGGCGAAGUUUGAGGAAACAUCUGCUGAGGCACGAAGAUAAAACCUGCAAGAGAUGUGGAGAGGUCUGCAAGGGAUUGGCAAGCCUCAUAGAGCACAGGAAAACGGCACAUCCAGCAUCGAAGGAUAAACCGGUGCCAUUGGUCUGCGAGUUGUGCGGCAAAGUCAGUGCCUCGGCAUCGGCCCUAGCGGUGCACCGUGGCCAACACAAGGAGUAUCUACGGUACAAAUGUGACGAAUGCCCGAAAGCGUUCGUCUUCAAGGGACUGUUGGAGAAUCACAAGCGUGUGGAACAUCAGGGAGAGCGGCACAUUUGCUCCAUCUGCGGCAGGCAGUUCAAGUAUCUGGCAUAUCUGAAACGCCAUAGCUAUCAGCACAAGGAGGAGAAAUCGUUCAAAUGUGACAAAUGCCCGGCCGAGUUCCGACACCCGAGCACUUUGAGUUAUCACAACAAAGCCAAGCACAGUGCGGAGGUGUUUCCGUGUACUAUUUGCGGCAAGGAGUUCUCCACGGCCUACGGUCUGCGAGUGCACAAGCAAGUGCACAGUGAUGAGAAACGCUACCGCUGUGAGUUUUGCCCUCGGGAGUUCAUUCAACGGUUGACGCUGGUGAAACACUUGAAGAUCCACACAGCAGAUCGACAGCUCAAGUGCGUUGUUUGUGAUCAGAUCUACUACAAAAAGGUCGAAAUGACCAUCCAUCACGCGAAGGAACAUCCCAACCACCCUUUGAUCGGGAGAACCGUAAAGCUUCACACUUGUGACGUUUGCGGUAUGCAUUUCGUCAAGGAGGGCCUUCUGAGGCAACAUUCCGACAUCCACGGAACCGAGUUCAAGUUCAAGUGCGACAUGUGCGAAGAUAAGAAGUUCAAACAGAUGGCCGGCCUAAGGUAUCACUGGCACCAUUUCCACGGGAUUGAACCUCCCAAACGGAAUAUUGGCGCUAAAAAGGCGGAGAAGAAAGUCGAAAAGCCUGUUCCCGCUGCGACUUAUGGCGAAUCGAGAUCACCGCCUUUCGAUACCGACUUGGAGUUCAUGAUGCAAACUUCGGCAUGUGAGUUGACUGUUCCGAAAGCACAAUAGGCAUUUGAUUCGAUCAUCGAAAACAUUUCGAAUCUACUUCGCCUUGGUUGUACUAAGGCUAGAAAAACGUGUAGCAAAUGGCUGGAUGCAGAUGCAAUAAAGGUAAGUUUUUUUCCUUGAUACUUAAUACAAACAAGCG
Aedes albopictus (Asian tiger mosquito) is the source of this 3290-nucleotide messenger RNA. Its product is annotated as zinc finger protein 37. The transcript is spliced from 5 exons. Gene Ontology annotation, biological process: regulation of transcription by RNA polymerase II. The record is from RefSeq and is a predicted model, not a curated record. Gene Ontology annotation, cellular component: nucleus. The coding region runs from base 104 to 3151 and encodes 1015 amino acids. Lineage: Eukaryota; Metazoa; Arthropoda; Insecta; Diptera; Culicidae. Gene Ontology annotation, molecular function: RNA polymerase II transcription regulatory region sequence-specific DNA binding; DNA-binding transcription factor activity, RNA polymerase II-specific.